Melanaphis sacchari is the source of this 432-nucleotide messenger RNA. RefSeq lists its product as uncharacterized. The record is from RefSeq and is a predicted model, not a curated record. The coding region runs from base 1 to 363 and encodes 120 amino acids. Lineage: Eukaryota; Metazoa; Arthropoda; Insecta; Hemiptera; Aphididae. The transcript is spliced from 3 exons.
AUGGCUGCAGAUACUCUACGUGUUCUAAGGAAAAGAUCAUUAGAAGAAUAUGAUGACGAUUAUAAACCUUUGUCAAAACGAAUGCACAGUAUGUAUUUAAAGGAUGGUCCACUUGCCGGUGAAAACCAUUUGGCAGUCACAAACGCCUAUGGUAAUGCAUCUACAUCAACACAGUAUAACCAGCAAACAGCUACUGAUUACAGUCAUUCAAAUGUAAAUAAUCAACAAAGCAUUAGAGUUGAAGACACACAAAAUUUACAUUAUGAUCCAGAUCUGACUUCUGAUCAAAAUCCUUACUACUAUGAAAGCAACAGAUUAUUAUUUGACCUUCAUGUUGAAAGGGUUCAUCGUCAUGGUCAAUAAUAAUUUAAAUUUAAAUAAUACAUGAUAAAUAUUUGUUUUUCCUUAAAAAUAAAAUAUUUACCGACUAUA